Messenger RNA from Phytomonas sp. EM1, 1854 nucleotides. The record is from the annotation of a GenBank genome assembly. NCBI's taxonomy places the organism in Eukaryota, Euglenozoa, Kinetoplastea, Trypanosomatida, Trypanosomatidae.
AUGGAUAUCCUCAUUAAGGACGCCGUGCGCAGAGGUGAAAAAAAUUCUGAAAGGGAAACAUUCAAAAUAUCAAUUCGGUGCUCUGUCUCCCCUAAGUCAAUUCUAUAUCAAAAUCAAAAUUGCCCGAAUGACAGAAUCCUGGAAUUUUUGGAUGAGCGUGACGGUCACGAAGCUCCAUCUUUCCCAUACUUCAACUCCCCUGAGGCAUACGAUGACUUUAAUUCCGACAAACACGAUGCAAUCUCAUCGCUCAUUUCAUCUAAUAUAGUGAAUGUUGAGCACAAGAACUCCACCAUAAAUUCUACAGUGUUGAUGAAGGAUGAUACCUUAACUGAGAGCAGCUCAUACAAUAGUAAAUCAAGCGUUGACACCACGCAAUCGACAGACGACGAUACCCUAAUCAAUAUCCCUACGUCAACCCAACACACGGAAGAAAUAAAACCAACAGCUAUCAUAACCGGUGAAGGUACUGUAGGCAAAAUUGUUUCUCAAAAAGAGUGUGGGCUUGUUCACUCAAACCCGAACCGCUUUCAUAAGCACUCGCGUCUAUCGUUUAGGCAACGUCUAAACAAAUACAUUGAAUUAAGCCAUGAGAUCUUGUCUGCAGACUACGUGUUAUCCACUGAGGCUGGCGCCGUUGUCACUGCAAAUAAGGACAACGUCAUCCAAAAAACGAAAGACUCGUCGCAUAAGCAGCAGAUCACGUGUUGCGACACGACCAAGACUCUGCAUAUUCCAUCGGCAAAGGCGUUGCCCACGUUCCAUACUAAUGAUGAACGCAAUGCGGUGUUGGACCAUUCUGGAGUCAGCUUCUGCCCACUUCUCGAGAUCUACAGUAUCUCGCCUUACAUCAACACAAUGCGAGAAGAAAAUAUUAAUCUGUCUCCAUUCAAGCUUUGGGGCUUUAAACCCUUCCUCCAGCCCAGGCAGAACGCAUUCUACAAGACUAAGCAUACUCUUGUCCUGGACUUAGAUGAAACCUUGGUGAGCACCUCUAUCGAAUACAUCGUCGACGCUGAUGCGAUUCUCACCAUUCAGAUGCCCUCAACAACACAGAAACAACAGUCAAGUAACAUCUUGUGUAGGAAAGUGUUAAUUGAAGCCGAGCCUACAAACACUGCGAAUCGUCCCAAGUCAGAUUCGUAUGUGCUUUACAUAAAAUACAGACCCCAUCUUAAGGAGUUUCUGGAUUUCUGUUUUGAGUAUUUCGAGGUUGUCAUCUUCACUGCUAGCAAGAAAUAUUACGCUACGGCAGUGCUUCGACGACUUCAAGAAGAUUUUGGCAUUCAAGUAGUCUUACCGGAUGAUCCUUUGCCUGGUGACCACGCACAGGUAAGCCGUACUAUUACCCUUCUCCAUCGUGACCACUGCACCCCCACAAAUGCUGGCUUUGUCAAGGAUCUCUUCAUGCUUGGUCGUAAUCUGCGCACAACUGUACUGGUGGAUAACGUUGCAAUAUGUGGUUCUUUUCAACCAUUCAAUGUUAUUCGCGUCAAGGACUUUGUGUGGCGUCAACUAACCUAUUCAAAAACUAAAACUUCUAAUGGAAUCAGUAGAUCAGACCCAUGCUCCCAGAGUUUGGUGGGUGCUGACAUCCGAAAACCCUUUAUUUCCGCAAAACUGAAUGUCUUGAGCAAUAGAUCGAUGCCUGAUGAUGACUCCGAUCAAUUUAAAGUCAACUGUUCCACAGCUAUUUGGAAUCGUUUUGAUGACAAUGUGCUGCGCGUCUUGUCCGGUCCGGAGGGUGUGCUGCGACGCAUGGUCUACUGCAGUGAUGUACCACGCUUUCUUUAUCAAGCUAUGCUGCGUAGUGUGAAUGCAGCAGGCAACGUCGAAGAAAACGAUCUCAACUAA